Durusdinium trenchii is the source of this 1962-nucleotide messenger RNA. NCBI's taxonomy places the organism in Eukaryota, Dinophyceae, Suessiales, Symbiodiniaceae. The record is from the annotation of a GenBank genome assembly.
AUGGGGCGGACAAAGCCGCCUCACGAACCUUACUCAGCAAAUUGCGCAGUGUCCCAAGCAGGGCCCCCCCAGCAGCCCAACGAGGACCACAUUCACUUCUAUGGUCUCAGUGACAGGGUCAACCGCACAGAUGUCUCAGGCUUGGAGGAAUCCACGGUUUUGAAGGUCGACGUCGAUCCUCUCAGUGAAGAUCUCGACCGAAUGCAUGUGCCGACAAGUGUUCUGUGCCGACUGAUUCAGACUUCCAGCACAGAUCCAAUGCCUGUCAUUUGGUUGCUGGGGCCAACAGGGGCUGGUAAGAGCUUCCUUGCGAGCACUUUCUUGCAGUCGAGGGAUGGAAUCUUGCCAGUGGUGGCCAGUCCCGACCAGCAUGUGCCCACUUCAGCACACGUUUGCGUGCACAAAGGGGCCAUUCAUUCAGGUUCCAGUCGCUCAAAGCCUGUUCUGUUGUUCGACUUGGAGGGUGAGGAUGGUCGAGUGCCGAAGACAUUGCUGGAAGUGGGCAUGCGAAAGCUCAAUGUCCUCCGGAUGGCUGGCCUCACAGAGGAUGCCUUGAAGGAGCAGUUGGCCAACACCACCGCUCGGCGACAAGCAGUCAUCAAAGAACGUCUUCCGCCAUUGGCUUACCUUCUCUCAGACGUGGUGGUCUUCAUUGACACGGUGGAGCCACGCAGGACGGAGAGGGCGGACCGAAUCAGACGAUUUGCAAAACAGGCGCACCAAGCAGUCGCUUCUUUGGCCUGGAAGCCCGCAUUGAUUCUCGUGCAGAACAAGUGGGUGGGAGAGUCUGACCGUGCUACAUUCAACGUCAGCAAGGAAUUGGAGUGGUUGCUCGAAGGAUUGGAAGGGAUUUUUUCCAGUGUCAGCGUCUUGCGCCUUGCCCACAGCACCCAGCGCCAUCUCUUCGAGGCCAGUGUCAACGAGUUCCACGAUGAGCUCGUGCGAAUGGUUCAGGAAGUGCAAGAUUUUCGACAAGAGCAGGGGGUGCUCUAUUCGGAGCGGGAGUUUUGGUUCAGCUUCAAGCCCAUGGUGACUCAAUUUGGAAGGCCUGCCCCCACUGCCAGCGUUUGCAGCAGCUUGGCGCAUUUCGUGUCAAGAGAUUGCGUAUUGUCCAGAGAUGCUGCAGACAAUGCGCCGUGGGCCUUCGACAUGCUCACUGCCAAAGCUCGCAAAGAUCAGCCAAUGGAUCCUCACCAGUUUCAAGAGACACUGAGGCAAGUCUUGCGGUGGUAUGCAUACAGCCAGGCAGCUGAGGCUCGACGUGAUGGAGCAGACCUUGAGUUUUCCAAGCAAACAUUUCGUGUGACAUGCGAGCGGGUGAUCAGCCUUUUGAAGGGCCAAGAGCCUUGCUCGGCCCAUCUUCCCCAUGAUGAUGGGAAGGCCUAUCCCUGCACACAGCUUUGCACAGGUCACCUGGACUGGCACCGGAAUCCGGCAAUGCUCCCUGUACCGAGUCAGAACCUUGUCAAGAGAGCGGUUUCGUUUGGCCUGUGGAAGGAUAGGAAACCAUGCACUUGGAGAGGACCUUUUGAACCUUCCUUCGUCGUUGCUCGGGUCCUCGCUGAGUUGGAGCAAGAGUUUGUUGACUGUGUAUCUCAGGAUGGGCUGGCUUACCUCAAUGCAUUUCCUUGUGCAGGUGAGUUCGAGGAAAAGCAGCUGCGAGCCCAGGCAGACUCUUCAGAUGGUAUUUGUUGGCUUUGCCUUCGUGUGGAUUCAGAGCAGGUCCGCCUCAAACAUGACCUUUGCCGGCAUGCCCUUUGUCGAAGAUGCGUUAUCACCCGCAUGAUGCUCCUCGGCCCUGAGAACACAGAAAUUGUUUGUCCCUUCUGCAAGUUGAAGUCUGAGGGGCAGUUUCAAUCCGGACACGGCGACAAUGGCCUCCGUCUUCUCUCGCUUGACGGUGGUGGCGUCCGAGGAAUCAUUGAGGUCCUGGUUCUGAAGCAUCUUGAAGAUGUGUGUUGA